UCUGUUGGCUCAUUAACGACGACAUUCACACCACCCUCUAGUUGUCUCGCCUCCUUCCAAACCACGGGAUGGAGCCAGUCCCUGACCAACUUGGGGUUCCUUUUUGCAGGUCCGGUAACAACAUCGGGCUGCAUGCCCGAUAACUUCCAGUUUUCCAGCACAAAUUUCUACUCUCCGGGAAUAUGUCCUGUAGGGUACACGACCGCAUGCCACUCCUCGAUCCCAGUAGGAACGUUGACCGAGACGGUGGUAACUUGCUGCCCGACGUUUGUCCUGCGGAAGCCGUGUUCUGCAAGGAGAAAGUUGACAAUGGCAUAG
Messenger RNA from Hyaloscypha bicolor E, 318 nucleotides. RefSeq lists its product as uncharacterized. The annotation marks the transcript as partial. Lineage: Eukaryota; Fungi; Ascomycota; Leotiomycetes; Helotiales; Hyaloscyphaceae. The transcript has a single exon. The record is from RefSeq and is a predicted model, not a curated record.